Messenger RNA from Scatophagus argus, 816 nucleotides. RefSeq names its product hepcidin antimicrobial peptide (gene hamp). Gene Ontology annotation, biological process: intracellular iron ion homeostasis; defense response to bacterium. The record is from RefSeq and is a predicted model, not a curated record. NCBI's taxonomy places the organism in Eukaryota, Metazoa, Chordata, Actinopteri, Scatophagidae. The transcript has 3 exons. The coding region runs from base 214 to 486 and encodes 90 amino acids. Gene Ontology annotation, cellular component: extracellular region.
CAUACUCAACCGUCAGACAGCAGAAGGACUGACAAGGGUCACCAAAAGAUCUGAAGAAAACGACUUGCCCAGACAAUCGCCAUCCAUCACAGGAGCAGAAGAAUAAAUUGAAGAUACUGUGGUGCUCUUCGGUGGCCUGACACCCAUGACAAAAAAGAUCAGCUCUGAUCUCCAAAGGAUUUAAUAACUAAACCAUUUAACUCUCCCCUAAAAAUGAAGGCAUUCAGCAUUGCAGUUGCAGUGACACUCGUGCUCGCCUUUAUUUGCAUUCUGGAGAGCUCUGCAGUCCCAUUCGCUGGGGUGCAAGAGCUGGAGGAGGCAGGGAGCAAUGACACUCCAGUGGCGGCACAUCAAGAAAUGUCAAUGGAAUCAUGGCUGAUGCCAAAUCACAUCAGGCAGAAGCGUCAGAGUCACCUCUCCAUGUGCCGCUAUUGCUGCAACUGCUGCAGGAACAACAAGGGCUGCGGCUUCUGCUGCAAGUUCUGAAGAUUCCCCUCAUCGACCACGAAACGUUAAUUUAUUACGCUUGUAAGAAAUGACCUUUUCUCAACAACUUCCUCCAAUGCAUCGCCAGCGCCACACUGUUUUGUAGGGUUUUUACGCGGUAUGAUUCAUGGAAGAGCACUGCAAACGGAUGAAGAGCUGCUCUUUGUAUUUAUUUUGUAUUUUUUUUUCAUACUUUCACCCUGUAAGUCUUUUUGUAAGCUCAAUGAUGUGGAAAUUUGUUUCUUAAAACAAUCCAGAUGUGACCAUUUCUUCACCAAAUGAAAUCUUAAGUGUUGAUAUUUGUUGCUAAAUAAAUAAUGACCAUUUGAA